AUAGAUUAUAUAAAUUUAUAUUAAGUUAUUUUAAGGAAAUAAAAGACUUUUCAAUAGAAAACAUGAAAUCAACAAUAAUCGCCGUCUAUAUCGUAUUUAUUGGAUCUAAACUUGAUUGCAAUGGUAUUGAAGUAAAUGCUAAGAACAAUAGGAAAGAAGUGGACAAAUGUUUUGACGACCAGAGGAAAGACACGUAUAGUUUUGUGCGAAGUCUAAGCCAUGGGUUGAUGUCUAUUGAGACGAAUUCAGCCGAAGAAAAGAGACGAGUGAAGAGCGCUCUGAGAGAUGUGGAGACAGCGUUACUCCAGAACCUUUUCACUGUAAGUAACAUUAGUGGCGAUAGUUUCUCCAAUUGCAAUGAAUUGGAUCCACAAAAGGGCGAUCUCAUAGAGUUUAAGAGAAGUCUAUACAGACAUUGGGCUGUAUUUGUGGGCUCCGGACGAGUGGUUCACUUGACGCCUGAAGAAGACGGUGUUUAUCGAUAUCUCAACGAAUCGUUGGUCGAAGUGGCCGGUAGUGACCUCUGCAGAGUCAACAAUCUAGAUAAUGAAGCCCUUGUGAGAGGACUGAGGGCCAGGGAUGUCAAUUCAAUUGUAGAGUCAGCCAAUUCAGUGGUGGGACAGUCGGCAGAAUUUGAUACAAUUCAUUGCGAGCACUUGAACCCACAAACGGGUGAUCUCAUUGAGUUUCAGAGGAGAUGGUACAGCCAUUGGGGAGUAUACGUGGGCUCCGGACAAGUGGUUCAUCUGACGCCCACUCCGAAGGGUGACUAUCGCUAUCUCAAUGAAUCGAUGGUCAAAGUGGCGGACAGUCACCUCUGCAGAGUCAACAACCUAUUUGAAGAGGCCGUUAAUCGUGGACUGAUGGCCAGGGAUGUCGACUCAAUUGUAGAGUCGGCCAACUUAUUGGUGGGACGGGCGGCUGACUUCGAUACCAUUCAGUAUAAUUGCGAACAUUUCGUCACUGAAUGUCGAUAUGGAAAGGGAUUCAGUGCACAGUCCGAUGGUUUCAAUAUUCCUAUCAUUAGGGAAGUGCUAUCAUUUGUGGGCCAUUUGUUUUUCACGUCCUCUUGA
Oppiella nova is the source of this 1073-nucleotide messenger RNA. NCBI's taxonomy places the organism in Eukaryota, Metazoa, Arthropoda, Arachnida, Sarcoptiformes, Oppiidae. The record is from the annotation of a GenBank genome assembly.